This is a messenger RNA of Paramormyrops kingsleyae, 1566 nucleotides long. RefSeq names its product prostaglandin E2 receptor EP4 subtype-like. Gene Ontology annotation, biological process: positive regulation of cytosolic calcium ion concentration; inflammatory response; cellular response to prostaglandin E stimulus. The record is from RefSeq and is a predicted model, not a curated record. Gene Ontology annotation, molecular function: prostaglandin E receptor activity. Gene Ontology annotation, cellular component: plasma membrane. Lineage: Eukaryota; Metazoa; Chordata; Actinopteri; Osteoglossiformes; Mormyridae.
UAACAGAAAAUAGAUAAAGUCUUAAGCGUAGGGCGGGUUCAUAACGGGAAAACAAAUCAUUGCAAAGUUUAACUGCUGCGUAACAUGCCUGGCAACCUUCAUUACUGAACAUCCAGCGUGAAAUGCGGCGCAUUUCCCAAGAGUGAGCAGCUUGCUUUUGGAUAACCUGCAUUGGUAUUAAGCUACUUCACCGCAUAGUGAUUCUGAGUAAUCUAAGGAGGGAUUAGUCCCGGAGACGUUUUUGGACUUGUCGGGAUGAAUAUAAUGAAUACAACGAUUUUCAAUGACACGCACGGGAAAAUAGAUGCCAUGGCCGUUCCCGUUUUGAUGUUCGGAGUCGGGGUGAUGGGUAAUGUCAUCACAAUAGCUGUGCUUUGCCGAUCUAAACAAGAACGCCGAGAAUCGGCUUUCUACACCCUGGUGUGCGGCUUGGCUGUUACCGAUCUGUUAGGGACUUGUCUUGCCAGCCCCGUAACGAUUGCAAACUACUUCGAACACCGCCUGGACGCCAACCACGCGCUGUGUGAAUUCCACUCCUUCAUUCUGCUCUUUUUUGGAGUGGCCGGACUGAGCAUUAUGUGCACGAUGUCGGCUGAGCGUUAUCUCUCAAUUAACCACCCUUAUACUUACCAGAGGUGGUACAUUAACCACCACAGCGCGCGCCGUGGUCUGUUUGUAAUUUACCUGCUAAACAUUAUAUUUUGCAGCCUCCCGAUGCUGGGCUUCAGUAAAAUCAUACCCCAGGAACCGGACACUUGGUGCUUCAUCGACUGGAGGGCCCAGAAUCAUUUGCACGCCUUUUACUCUUACUUGUACGCCGCGGUGAACUCGCUGUUCAUCUUAUUGACCGUUGCUUGCAACGUAGCCGUGUGCGGGACGCUGGUCGUCAUGCAGCGGAGGAAGACGCGACAGGUGUCGGCACGUGGAGGGAGCGACCAAAAGACGCUGCAGUCCUUGUCUGUGGAAAUCGAAAUGAUGCUUCUGCUAAUUGUGACUUCGGUGGUGGUUUUGGCUUGUUCGACCCCAUUGGUGGUGUGUGUAUUUGUUAACCAGAUUCAAUUGGCAGCCUGGAACAAGAAUGUAGAUCUGCUGGCUAUUCGCAUUGCCUCGGUGAACCCGAUUCUUGACCCUUGGGUAUAUAUCCUUCUGAGGCGGACGGUGUUCCACAAGGUCCUGGGCGCCUGGAAGCGCCUUUUCGGGGUGUGUAGGCGCGCCAUCAGGCCGCAGGGGCCACCGCAGGUACCACCGUGCGUCAUGGAUUAAACCAGUCUCCAAAGUAUCUCCUGCAGCCGUGAAACAUCAGAUCGUAAACCCUUUGAAGGUUCCCUGAACGCAGCCGCAACCGUUAAUACUACCUUCAUGGAAAUGUAAAGCAAUAGGCAUACGCCAUAGAAACUGUGUCCGUACCUGUGGAAUGUGGGUAUAGGCAAGGUCUGAGUUCAAAUGGACGUCCGUCUAUUAAUGACGAAGCCGGCGGAACUUGUUGCACUGAUUUAAUAACUGUUAAAGUACAGAUUUCACAUAACCGAACUAAGGAAUUCAGAACAUUAAAAAUCUUACCUGUUA